CUGCUACUUAAAAGAGGGUUUUUUUUUAGCUAGGGUUUUUCUUCUGAAAGUUCUUAAUCUCGCAACAAAUUCUCUCAUCUUCAUUCAAUGGAUGCUUCUUCGCUUAGCUCCCCUGAACUUCAGGAUUUCAUCAACCAAGAGAAACAAAAAGCAAUGGUGAAUGAAAUGAUCGGGAAGCUAACAGCUGCAUGCUGGGACAAAUGCAUAACCGGAACUCCAGGUAGCAAGUUCAGUUCUGGUGAAACGACUUGCCUCACUAACUGCGCACAACGUUACAUGGAUAUGUCUCUUCUCAUUAUGAAACGUCUGCAGCAGUGAAUUAGGCCUUUUUUUUAAUUGAAGAAGCUUUUUUUUUUUUUUUUUCUUUCUGAAAUUUGGCAUGGGAAGUGUACUACUCACUCGUCUAUCGACAAUGAAAUUAUAUUAGUCAUUGUUUUCUGGCAUUAGAAGGAAGAUUUAUGGUGUUUAUUUUAUGCUACUAUCGUGUUCUUCAAUUUUUUUAAUAUCUAAAUGAUAGUUGUGUUUCCUUCUCUA
Molecule: messenger RNA, 534 nt
Organism: Erythranthe guttata (spotted monkey flower)
Lineage: Eukaryota; Viridiplantae; Streptophyta; Magnoliopsida; Lamiales; Phrymaceae
Gene: TIM8
Product: translocase inner membrane subunit 8
Source: RefSeq, a predicted model, not a curated record